Messenger RNA from Aquila chrysaetos chrysaetos, 1860 nucleotides. It is a transcript of the gene TBX21, whose product is annotated as T-box transcription factor 21. The record is from RefSeq and is a predicted model, not a curated record. Bases 123 to 1739 code for a protein of 538 amino acids. The transcript is spliced from 6 exons. Gene Ontology annotation, biological process: cell fate specification; regulation of transcription by RNA polymerase II; lymphocyte migration. Gene Ontology annotation, cellular component: nucleus. Gene Ontology annotation, molecular function: DNA-binding transcription factor activity, RNA polymerase II-specific; RNA polymerase II cis-regulatory region sequence-specific DNA binding. Lineage: Eukaryota; Metazoa; Chordata; Aves; Accipitriformes; Accipitridae.
UGGAGGGGGCGGCGGGAACCCGGCGAGGCGGGCACCGCUGAAAGGCUCCCGGCUCCGGGUCCCGGGGCCGCCGGUGGGACCCCCAUGAGCGGCUGAGCGGGGCCGGUGCCCCCCGCCCGUCCAUGGGCGCGCUGGAGCCGGGCACCGGAGCCCCCCGCCCCGCCGCCCCCAUGCUCAGCGGCACCGCCAGCUUCGCCAAGGAGCCACCGGGCCCCCGGGACGCCGUUUCUUCUUACUACGGUGAUGGGGGGGGACCGGAGCCGGGAGCCCCCCCGCUACCUUACGGAGCUCCCGGUGGUUUCGGCGGCCGGUUCCUGGGACCGUGCCCUCCUUACCGGGCACAGCCGCCUUCCGCCGCAGCUCCGGUCGAGGGUUACGCGGUGGAGGGUUACGCGGGUGCGGAGCUGUACGCGGGCGCGGAGGGGGCUUACGCCCCCGGGGCCGCUCCGUUGUGCCCCCGCACCGGACCGCUCUGCGCCCUACCCGGGUACCGGGCGGCCGGGAAGGUGCAGGUGAUGCUCAACAACUACCCGCUCUGGGCCAAGUUCCACAAGCACCAGACCGAGAUGAUCAUCACCAAGCAGGGCAGGCGCAUGUUCCCGUUCCUCAGCUUCAACCUCUCGGGGCUCAACCCCGUGGCCCACUACAGCGUCUGCGUGGACGUGGUGCUGGUGGACCAGCAUCACUGGCGCUACCAGGGCGGCAAGUGGGUGCAGUGCGGCAAAGCCGAGGGCAACAUGCCAGGGAAUCGCCUCUACCUGCACCCCGACUCGCCCAACACGGGUGCCCACUGGAUGCGGCAGGAGGUCUCCUUCGGGAAGCUGAAGCUCACCAACAACAAGGGCGCAUCCAACAACGUUGGCCAGAUGAUCGUGCUGCAGUCGCUGCACAAGUACCAGCCCCGGCUACACGUGACGGAGGUGAAGGAGGGCGAGGGCGAGGAUGCGUACCCCUCCCCGCACACCCACACCUUCGCCUUCCCCGAGACCCAGUUCAUCGCCGUCACAGCCUACCAGAAUGCCGAUAUCACCCAGCUGAAGAUUGACCACAACCCCUUCGCCAAAGGCUUUCGGGACAACUUUGACUCGAUGUACGCAGCCUCGGAGGGCGACCGCCUCACCCCAUCUCCGCCGGAGGGUCCCGGCUGCCAGCAGCUCCUGCCAGCCCCCCGCUUCCAACCCUUCCUGCCCGAGCAGUACCCGCUGCCCCCCGGGCGCUUUUUUGGGGGGGAGCGGGGGGCUCCAUUGCCCCUGCCCCCCAAGGACCCCCCACGCUGGUACUUCACCCCCCAGCAGCCGCCCACCGCCGGGGCGUUGGAGUAUGGCGGCUACGAAGCGGGGUACGGGGGGGGGCAAGCUGGUGCCCUACGGGGUGAAGCCCUUUGCCCUGCCGCCCGCCCCCCACCCCUCCUUGCCCUACUACCCCGAGGGGCCGGGGGGGUUCGGGGCAGGGGGGGGGCUGGAGCCCCGGGCAGUACGGCCCUAAGGGCAGCCCCGGAGCUCUGGGCUGGUACCGGGAGCCCCGGGAGGAAAAGGGGAAGGAGGCGGAGGGCUGGCCCCCCGAGCCCCCCGCCGCCACCUCGGGUGACUCCUCGGACUCGGGGCUGUACGAGUGCAAACGGCGGCGGGUGUCCCCGUACCCCUCCAGCGCCGAGAGCUCCCCCCCACCCCCGCAACGGAGACCUCUACGACAAGGACCCGGGUGCCGACGGCGGCUACUAUGGCUUCUACGGCAACUGAACCGCACCGGGGGGGGGGGGGGGGCUCAGACCCCCACCUCGGGCACCCCAAGGCCACAGGAGCUGGGUGCAAGGGGUCUUGUGUGUGUGUCCCCCUAUUUAACACCCAUAUCCUGGGAAGA